AUGGAGAAAGAUUCACCCGCUGACGAAUUGAUUAAAAGUUUCCCCCCUGGUGGUGAAAAUUAUGAAAAAACGGUUAAACAGUUAAAGCUACGCUAUGGCAGAGAAGAGUUGCUCGUCGAGGUUUACGUGAGAGAUCUGUUAUCUAUUGUACUAUUAAAACAAAAGUUGCAAAAAAUCCCCAUAUGUAAACUGUAUGAUAAGUUAGAAACGAAACUAAGAACUUUAGAGACUUUGAGAGUGACCAAGGAUAAAUAUGCAGCAAUGUUGUUCUCUCUAGUUGAAUCUUCUCUCCCUGACGAGACUUUAAAGGCAUGGGAGCGAUUCCGAACUACACAUAGACGAGUGAGUGAGGAGGUGACGUAUAGUUUAACAACCGAGGAAAAAGAUACCCCUUCAAAUAAGAAAAUGCCAAGUAAUGAUCUAGAUCGGGUUUUAGACUUUCUCCAGGAUGAAGUGGAGGGAGAAGAAAGAAUUUUGUUAGCAUCCCAAAGUUUUGAUCAAUCUAAAAAAUCCAGCUUUUCCAACAACAGUCGAGAGUCUAACGAGAAGAAGUUUCAAACCAGAGUAUCAACAGCAACUGAUCUUUUGGCAUCUAAUCUCAAUAAGAAUAAGCUCUGCAUUUUUUGUACUGAGGAACAUAAUUCAUGGAACUGCAAAAUAGCUUCUAAACUGACUUUGCAUGAAAAACAAAGUGCUGUAGAGAAGGCCCGUUGUUGUUUCUUGUGUUUGAGAGAGGGACAUGGAGUGAAGACGCGCCGUUCCAACUGCCAAGUAUGUGGGAAGAAACACCAUUUAUUUUUGUGUAGUACAUUGUCACCAGAACCCAAUUCUUCCUUUGUCACUACAGAUGUUAAAGUUCAAGAAUCAGUGAUACAACACGACAAAGCUCUGGCCAACUUCUCUAAAUCUUCCAAUGUUUUCCUACAAACGUUAAAGAUUCUUGUAAGAGGAGAAGCCACUAAACGUAAAGCUCGAGCCAUCAUUGAUUCUGGAUCUCAGCGGUCGUAUAUUUUGAAAGCAACAGCUGAAGAAAUGAAUUACAAAGCCAAAAGGAGAGAGUAUUUAAACACUCACUGUUCUGUGGUUCCAAUACCUUACCCUGCCAACAUGAUGUAUUUGGAUGGUCCAAUUGAAAUUCUCAUAGGAGCUGAUGUUGCAGGAAAGUUGAUUACCGGAAACCAUCUCCAACUGAAAAAUGGAAUCACUGCAAUUGAAACAAAGCUAGGUUGGACGGUUAUUGGACGUGCCAAUAACCCAUCUGAAAAGAAGACGGCAGUUGAAUUACAAGAAGCAGCGAGGCAGCAUUUCUUAGACACAGUUAAAAUAGAGAACAAUAGGUAUGUUGUGAGUUUACCUUGGAUUGAGGGUCAUCUUCCACUUCCUGAUAAUUUCGAACUUUCUGAGAAGAGAUUACGCAAAGUUGUAAAGAGACUUAAGACCAAAGGACUGUUCGAAGCCUAUGGAGCCCUGUUUAAAGAGUGGUUAAAAGAAAAUAUCUCAAAAGUUACAAAAGACGAGGUUAUUCUCCCUGCACAUUAUUUACCACACCUUCCUGUUUUGAAGGAGAAUUGUACAACCAAAAUCAGACCUGUAUUCGAUGCUUCUGUCAGACAGAAAGGUGCCCCUAGUCUCCAUGACUGUUUAGAAAUUGGAGUUAAUUGGAUUGAAUUGAUAUCUUAUAUCGUUUUCGGUUGGAUAAAAGUUGGAAUUAUUCCUGAUAUUCGCGGUGCAACUUCUGUUGCAUUGUUUCCAAAACUGCUGCUACAGAAAACUUGGGAGCGAAAAUUGAAUUCAGAGGAAGAAAUGGACUCUGAUACUAAACAAGAGUUUCUGAAGUGGAUGAGAGACAUAUUUCAUCUCGAAAAGGUGCAAAUUCCUCGAUAUUUAAAAAAUGGUAAUGCGAAUGAGAAAUGUUCUUUGCAAUUUUUCAGUGAUGCGAGCAUGUAUGCUUAUGCAGCAGUAGCUUUUCUUCGAGUUGAGACGAGUGAGUAUGUCAAAGUUCAGUUGUUAAGUGCUAAAAACAGAGUUUCCCCAACGGGAAAGAAGAAGACCGCUAUUGUAAGACUGGAGUUGUUGGCGGCUACAAUCACUGCACGCCUUGCCUCAUCUAUCACAAGAGAGAUCCCGCAGGAAGAAAUAUAUUUGUGGUCUGACUCAACGACAAUGAUUACUUGGAUAAAGAGAGAAGAUGCUUGGAGUACCUUCGUACAAAACCGUGUUGCUGAAAUCAGAACUUGGACUUCCAAAGAAAAUUGGAGACAUGUGCCUGGUUCGUUUAAUCCUGCCGAUCUACCAAAUAGAGGUUGUUCUGCCAAGAAACUAGUGCAAUCCAGAUGGUGGGAGGGCCCUGACUGGCUACAUUUACCUGCUGAUAUGUGGCCUUUCUCAGAUGUAGUAGUAGUCAAGGAACCUAAAAUGCAAAAAGAGCAAGCUACUCAUGAGGUGUCGCAGACACGAGAUCCUGUAAGUCCCAUUUCAGAAACUAUUAAAACUCGGUCUGGAAGAAUCGUCCAUGGAUCAAAAAGAUUUGAUUUGAGACUUUGUGACUUGUUGAGUUGCGAACAUUCCCAACUGAAGUACUUCUGCACAACACCAGCAAAAGGGUAUUUGGUCAGAGAUUUAGUGUAUCAAACUUGA
Messenger RNA from Argiope bruennichi, 2637 nucleotides. RefSeq lists its product as uncharacterized. The transcript has 4 exons. Lineage: Eukaryota; Metazoa; Arthropoda; Arachnida; Araneae; Araneidae. The record is from RefSeq and is a predicted model, not a curated record. The coding region runs from base 1 to 2637 and encodes 878 amino acids.